Messenger RNA from Liolophura sinensis, 3433 nucleotides. Its product is annotated as LIM domain-containing protein A-like. NCBI's taxonomy places the organism in Eukaryota, Metazoa, Mollusca, Polyplacophora, Chitonida, Chitonidae. Gene Ontology annotation, biological process: anatomical structure development. The transcript has 11 exons. Gene Ontology annotation, molecular function: collagen binding; extracellular matrix binding; calcium ion binding. The record is from RefSeq and is a predicted model, not a curated record. Bases 131 to 1807 code for a protein of 558 amino acids.
UUGACAACUGCUUUAAGGAGGAAACAAGAUAAGGUGACAGGGAGGAGAGUGUCAACCUGAGCAGAAGUAAGCCAUUUUACCUGGUCUGUUGUUCCAGAACUUCACGUGCCUGGAAAUCGCGUACGGCGGGAUGAGAUCGGUAUUUGUUGCGAUAUUCCUCUUUGCUGUGGUAACAGUGGCUACCGCAGGGAGGGAAAAACGAAAAAGUUUUGGUGCGGAGAAAGUGAAACAUGGCGACCACCAGCAUCCCCACAAGCGAUUUCGCAAACAAGAUCUUAACGGUCACAAACCAGUGGGUGAAAGCCCACACACUGUGUACAAGGAUGAGUGGAUGAAGAUGACCCGAUACACCAAAACUAAAAGCACAGCAUGUAAACAAAAAUGUGGCAAACACCAGAUCUGCUUGGUGGAUCAAACUACAGGGGAAUCGGACUGCUUCAGUAGGCGCAAUUUUAAAGAAGGUCGUCGUUUGUUUCGCAAGUUUGGAAACCAUGAUGUCAAAGGACUGAAAAAGAGUAUUGAGGAUUAUUCCAAGCAUCAUCAGAAAUCAACAGACAAACGCAAGCAUCACCACAAACUACACAAGGAUCACCAUCAGCACAUAGAGCACCCCCAGCACAACAAAAUAGACUCACCCACACAGGUAAAGCAGCAACAUGCUCCUGAUGUGAACCACGUAGAACACAAGGACCACAAGCAGAACAAGGACCACAAGCAGAACAAGGACCAUCCCCAACACAAGAGCCAUCCCCAACACAAGAGCCAUCCCCAACACAAGAACCAUCCUCAACAAAAGAGCCAUCCCCAGCACAAGGACCAUCUACAUCACAAGGAUCAAAAGCAAAACAAAGAGCAUUCACAUCACAAGGAACACCCAGAGCACAAGGAAAAGGAACAUGAGAAGCAUCUGAAACACAAGGAAGACUCUCAUCAGAAACCAGUAAUUGUUAAUAACCAUAGCGGGCCUCAGCCAAAGUUGGAGGCUGUGGAACUUCAUGCCCAGCUUACACCUAAUGUUAUCCAUGGUCAUAUUGUACCUUCUGACAGGGAUGAGGCACGAAAAGCACUGGAUGCUAAGGUUUCCAUCCACAAGUCUGUACAGAAAGCAGCUAUUAAGCGACUGAUGAGACCAAGCCAAGACCAUCACCUUGGAAAACCUGGGAAAAGUCAUUUAAGAAACAGUCAUCAUAAAGGUCACAAAGUCCACCAUCAUAAGCAUCAUGGGAAACACAGUCAGUCACACAAAGGCACCAAACACCAUGUUUGUACGAAGAAAGAGUUGGAUGUGAUGAGUAAAAGACUUACCGGCUGGUUUGCACUUCUUCAUGCUCGCAGAGAAGAGAACACCCACCUUAAGAUUCCCAUUCAUAAGCAUGACCAUAAGUGUGACUGUCAGGAGACCGCUGUAUGGGCUCUGCACCAGUUUGACCUUAACGGAGACAACCACCUGAACCACACAGAGGUCAAGCAUCUGGAGACCAAUCAGAAUGAACCCUGCCUAAAACCAUUCAUAGAGUCCUGUGACCAGAACCUGGACAGUCUUCUCUCCAGGAAGGAAUGGUGCUGCUGUUUUGCCGAAACACAGCCUCCAUGUCUUCAAAGAAAACAAAGUCUUCAGCAUCAUCAUUUAUUAGGUGCCUUCAUCCCCCGAUGCGAUGAGACUGGAUAUUAUCAGAAGGAGCAGUGUCAUUCUGGCACUGGCUAUUGCUGGUGUGUUGACCUUAAUGGGAAUGAAAUACCCAACACUCGCGCCAUGAAGAAAGCUCACUGUGAAAAUUUGAAUGUGAUGGGAUACAAGAAGAACUGAAAACAAACUGUCCAAAGAAGAUUGAAAGAUUUUGAGUGAAAAAUCAUAGACAGAUCUUCAGUUGAUUGUUUUAUUAGGAGCUGUUGGAUUAGUUUUGAGGUGAACAGAAGGUUUAAGGAGCAGAUUUAUUACUUGAGGAAAAAAUGUCCUUUGUAGAGAAUUGUUUCUAUUGAAUGUUCUUACUUAAUUGGACAAUUGGAUAAUUUUUAAACUGCAACAGUAAAUAUGUAACCAUGGCUAUUUUGAGAUUUUUUGUGCUAUUUGUGCUACAAUGUGGAAACUCCUGACCACUGUUGGGUACUUAUAUGUCUUCCUCUCUAGAAUGAUGUGAUGUCUUCCCAGCAUUCUCAGUGGUUAGCUGAACUACAUUUUUACAUUUGUUAGCUUUGUAACAUUGAGAAUGCUGCUUAUACUUUGUUAAUAUGCCACUAUGAGAGAGACAACUUACCCUACAUUUCCAACAGGACCAGUCACUAACCACAGGGUGAAGUCUACUGGGAAUUUAGAUGAAAUAGUUAAUGUCUUUUUUUUUUUACAUGUACAUGUACAUGUUUCAGUUUGAACAUUUUAAUUAUUAUGCCAAUGCCUGUGCCUCUGUACAUUCCUUGUAUUGUCCAUUCCAUAUAGAUACUUAGGGUUGUGACCUUCCAAGAUGCAGCUUUGUGUUACCAUUUGAGUUUUUAUUUAUUUGACGUGAAAAGCACUUUUGUAUUCAACUAACACCAGACUUUUUGCACAGUGAGAAAUAUAGUGUUAAACAGCAAUCAAAUAAAUAUAAAGUUAAAUUGUACCAUGGGAUGUCUCUGUGAAAUUUCAUAUUUUUUCAUAUUUUAGAUUCUUUAAAGGUUAAGAGUUUAGGGAAAUACUCACAAGGAAGAGACAUUCCUAUUUUUUGUGAAACAGACCACCUAAUAUUCUUGAUUUAUGUACACUGUGUCACAAGCUUUUACUUAUACAAUCAUGUGUUUUUGCUUUUUGUUUUAUGAGUCCGACCAACUGUUUUUAUGUCUUAUAUAGUACAUUUAUUACUAUUAUUAGUGCUGUAUGCCAUAUUGGAUUUAUGAUAUUCCUGUAGCCAUUCCACUAUCAUCAGAUCUCUUCACACCAAAAUUGUCUUCGUAAGUCCACAGUUGUAAAUUAAACACGUUUGGAACCUACGCAUGCACAAUAUAAGAAAUAAAAAAUGUUGCUUAAACCUUCAGUUCAAUGAAUGUGCAGGUCUGAUUUUAAUGAGUUUGUAUUUUACCUCCUUUAGAAGGUUAGACCUGCUGUAAUAUAGUUGAAGUUCUUUUCUAAAUUCUGAUUCUGAAUCAACUGCAUUAUUUUUGUUUAAUGCUUUACUUCUGAGAGGCAAUUUAUUAUUUUCUGACAACAAAAGCAAAUGAAUGGUACUUCAUGAAACAAUGAGGUAAAUCAGUUCUGUUGCAAUAAAAUUCCUGUAGUUGUGAUUUUCCUUUUGAUAACAACACUACAUCGAGGUAAAUUGAUUUUUGCCUCAAUUUAAAAUGCAAAUCUACUUAAAUUUGUCGCAUUAUUUCAUUGGAAUUUUUCACUACAAGUUAGUAUAAUGCAUGUCUUUACCUCUGUCCAUUCUUUCCUGCGUUAAAAUAAAUUGUCUUCAUAAAA